GCUUCCUUACAUUUUAUGUCCCUGCUUCCUCGGCACGUACAGGACCCCAAGAGAAACCGUUUGUUCCAGUGGACAGAUGUGGAUCUGAACGGGGGCCUGGUCCAGCUGGAAUUUCCCCUGGCUUCCGAGCCUGCCUUAGGCGCCUACAAAGUGGUGGUGGUUCAGAAGGAUUCUGGAAGGAAGAUUCAACAUUCUUUUACGGUGGGCGAAUACGUGUUGCCCAAGUUUGAAGUUGUUGUCAAGUCCCCCUCAGUCAUAUCAAUUCUGGACAACGAACUGGAAGUCACCGCCUGCGGCAAGUACACCUAUGGGAAGCCAGUUCCUGGUUUAGUCAGCAUCAGGGUUUGCCGGGAAUUUUCUCAGUUCAGAAGCUCGUGUUAUGGCGAAGAGUCCAAAGCUGUCUGUGAGGAAUUCAGUGGAGAGGCGGACAUUCACGGCUGCUUCUCUCACACGGUGGAUCUGAAAAUAUUCCAAUUGAAGAGAGGUGGAUUUCGGAUGGAGAUCAUCACGGAGGGCACAAUCACAGAGGAGGGGACAGAGGUUGUGCUAACAGGCUCGGGUACCACGCAGAUAACUUCGGUGAUCAGCGCCGUUUCCUUUGAAAAUGUGGACAAUUACUACAAACCUGGACUUCCUCUCUCUGGGGAGCUUAAGCUUGAGGAUGGCAGAAGAAAUCCAAUAUCCAACAAGACCAUUAAGCUUCGAAUAUCAGGAGUACAGAACAGUUCCUACUUCACGACGGAUGAUGAGGGAAAAGCCCACUUUUCCAUAGAGACUUCCGGCUUCACAGGAGAUAGCCUGCAGCUCACUGCAACUUAUGGAGAACUAGCGCAAUGUUAUGAUUCAUACUGGAUCUCCCCUGAUCAACACUCUGCCUACACCACAGUAUCACGUUUCCAUUCUCCAAGUCAAAGCUACCUUAACAUUCAAACGCUUCCUGGCAAACUAAAAUGCGGGCAACAUGCGGUGAUCCCGGUCCAUUACAUUCUCAAUUCAGAGGUCAUAAAGGACAAAGAAGUUUCCUUUCACUACUUGGUGGUGUCCAGAGGGGAUAUUGUGAAGUCAGGUACACAUCCCUUGAAAGAAAAGCAUAAUAAAGGAACAUUCAACUUGGACCUCCUUGUGGAUAUCAAGAUCGCUCCUCUGGCCCGCUUGGUCGUGUACACCAUUUUGGAUAACGGAGAACUCGUAGUGCACUCUGUCGGUUUUCCUGUGGAGCCCUGUUUCGCAAAUAAGGUGAACCUGCGAUUUGCUGACCGCGAAGGCCUGCCCGGCAGCAGCAUCGACCUCCAUCUUGCCGCUGCCCAGAACUCCCUCUGUGCCAUCCACGCGGUUGACGAGAGCGUCUUCCUUCUGAAGCCCGAAGCUCAACUUUCCCCUCAAACGGUUUAUAAUCUGCUGCCUUUGAAAGACCUCAGGGGCUACUACUACAACGGUGAGAACUUGGAAGACCCAGGCGCAAACCCCUGCAUGCCUCCCAAAAAGAUCAUUGUGGAUGGAAUUCGCUACCAGACCGACACCUAUUCUUACGAGGAAGGCGAUGCCUAUACAAUUCUCAAGGACAUUGGCUUCAUACCGUUUACUAGCACCCAGAUAUACAAGCCUAAUAUUUGCCGCACCAUGGAAUACUACUCAAUGGCAGGAGGCCACAGCUUGCAACGUUUGUCCUCACCAGCAGUUGCGGAAUACAAAAUGGAGGACGCAAUCGCAAAUGUCAUGGAAACAACCAUCCGGAGCUACUUCCCAGAAACCUGGAUAUGGUCCUUAAAACCACUUGGCAGUGAGACCGAGCUCACCGUGCCCGUCACCAUUCCCGACACCAUCACCGAUUGGAGAGCGGGAGCCUUCUGCUUGUCCCCCACCGUGGGCUUCGGCCUGGCCCAAACCACCUUCCUCAAGGCCAUCCAGCCGUUCUUCGUUGAGGUCACCCAGCCAUACAGCGUAAUACGGGGAGAAGCCUACGUCCUGAAGGCCACCGUCUACAAUUAUCAGAAACACUCUAUCCAGGUCAGCAUAUCGCUAUUGCUUUCUCCCGACUACGACGCUUCCCCUGUGGACAAGGAACAGGCUUCCUAUUGUCUUCCUGUGGAUGGAAGGAAAACAGUCUCAUGGAAAGUUACUCCCAAAACUCUGGGGGAAGUCAACUUUACAAUAACAGCAGAGGCCCUGAAAUCCACCCAGCUCUGUGGGAACGAAAUUGCGGAAGUGCCUGCCAAAGGACAAAGGGACAUCGUGAUCAAAACCCUGCUAGUCGAGCCUGAAGGAAUCGAGACGGAAGUGGCCAUCAACAAGUUGCUAUGUGGAGCCAAAAACAACCAACCCACAACUAUUCCCUUAAAGGUCCCAGAGAACAUCGUGGAGAAAUCUGCCAGGGCUACCUUCUGUGUGUUGGGUGACAUCUUAGGCUCUGCCAUCCAGAACGUGCACCAGCUUCUCCGGUUGCCUUCUGGCUGUGGGGAACAAAACAUCGCCCUUUUGGCCCCCAAUAUUUACAUCUUGGACUACCUGAACAAGACUGACCAGCUGACCGAGGAAACAAAGUCAAAGGCAAUUGGAUACUUAGUGGCUGGCUACCAGAGACAGUUGAACUACAAGCAUGCCGACGGUUCCUACAGCACCUUUGGGCAAAGUAGCAACCAGCCUGGAAAUGUCUGGCUGACCGCUUUUGUGUUGAAGUGCUUUUCUCAAAUGAAGAGACACAUCCUUGUGGAGGAAAGACACCUGAUCGACGCUCAGAACUUUCUGGCCUUAAAGCAGAAAGAAAAUGGCUGCUUCCAAGCCAGUGGGUCCCUCCUGAACAAUGCGCUACAGGGCGGAGUUGACAGUGAGAUCACUUUGUCAGCCUACCUCACCAUAAGUUUGCUGGAGAUUCCCUUGCCUGUCACGCAUUCUGUCGUGCGAAACGCUUUGUUUUGCCUGGAGACGGCGUCCCAGCAGAAAGACCUGCCUGUCUACACCCAGGCCUUGUUGGGGUACGCUUUCGCUUUGGCCCACAAAGAGGACAAAGUGGCGGCAAUACUGCAGAGCCUUCAGGAAAAGGCCGUGAAAGGAGACGAUGGCUCCAUUCACUGGGAGAGGCACGUGAAGCCAGAGGCGAGCCAGCCUUUCUACUACCAGCCUCGUGCUCCUUCCGCCGAGGUGGAAACGGCCUCCUACGUACUCCUGACUUACCUGACCAGACGUCCUGCGCUACCAGACACAGCCUCCUCUAGCAGAGCUCUGGCACCAUCCCAGGAUGAUCUGGCGGAGGCCACCAAGAUUGUGACCUGGCUUAUCAAACAACAAAAUCCUUUCGGAGGAUUCUCUUCCACGCAGGACAGCGUGCUGGCCCUCCAGGGCCUCGCCUUGUAUGCGGGUUUCACUUUUGCCAAGAACGCAGCCGGCACCACAGUGACCUUGAAGUCAGGUGGGAACAAUGUGAGGGAAUUCCACGUGGACAACUCCAACAGGCUUCUGCUUCAGUGCCAGGCCCUGCCCAAUGUGCCUGGGGAAUAUACAACAGUUGUAACUGGGGAAAGUUGCAUCUACCUGCAGACUACCUUGAGGUACAAUGUGCUCCCACACCCGGAGGAUGCUCCAUUCGCACUGACUGUCAGCACAAUUCCCGACACGUGUGUUGGGGUCAAGGCCCACAAGGAAUUCGACAUUGCAGUAAAUGUCAGUUACGUCGGGAAGCGUUUGGCCUCUAAUAUGGCGAUUGUUAAAAUCAAGAUGGUCUCUGGAUUUGCACCAAAUAAGCCAUCUGUAAAAAUGCUGAAAAAUCAAGGUCCGAUUCAGCGGGUGGAUGUAACAGCCGAUAGCGUGGAUCUGUAUUUGGAAAAGCUGACCAACGCCACCGUGCAGUUCUCUUUCACGGUGGAACGAAGCAUUGAGAUCCAGAAUCAGCGUCCAGCCUAUGUGAAGGUGUACGACUAUUACGAUGAUGAAUCGGCAGUGGUUGCAUAUCACGCCCCCUGCAGUUCAGCUAAUGUUGGGAAUGCAUGAAGAACAGAAUAGCUCUCCACCGUCUCAGUCAAUCCCACUGCUGCUUCCCCUGAUGAGAAAACAAGAGGCAGAAAACAGACAGCCAAAGACCCAAGAAGAAGAAUCCGGUGCUUUCUGGGUGCCUUCCUUUUUAUCUACCACUUUCUGAGCCCCAAGGAAUUCGAGACACGCGCCACUGGCUUCCCCUUCUCUCCAUUUGGGUCUGGAAAAACAAACAUCUGGCAUUUACUGUUGUCUUCUCUGAUGUUGGAAAGAACGAAACAAAUAAAUAAAUGUUUGGAUUCUA
Molecule: messenger RNA, 4270 nt
Organism: Notechis scutatus (mainland tiger snake)
Lineage: Eukaryota; Metazoa; Chordata; Lepidosauria; Squamata; Elapidae
Source: RefSeq, a predicted model, not a curated record